This is a messenger RNA of Bipolaris victoriae FI3, 687 nucleotides long. RefSeq lists its product as hypothetical. The coding region runs from base 1 to 687 and encodes 228 amino acids. The transcript is spliced from 4 exons. The record is from RefSeq and is a predicted model, not a curated record. Gene Ontology annotation, molecular function: acetyltransferase activity. Lineage: Eukaryota; Fungi; Ascomycota; Dothideomycetes; Pleosporales; Pleosporaceae.
AUGGCAGCACAAGAAAAGAACAUGCAAGAGAUAGAAAAGGCGAAGAAGCUCAACCAUGUUCCAUGGGGUGAAGAGUACGAGAAGAUGAUAUCAGGGAUGCUCUACGACUCCUGGACCCGCGAUCUAACCGCCGCCCGCUUCAAAGCCCGCGCCUUCGCCAACAAAUACAACACAUGGUUCCCCCCAGCCUCCACCGACCCCGCAACCGGCUUCGACGUCCUCGCCGCCGAACGCGCAAAAAUGCUCAAGGAAGUAAUCGGCCAUUUAGGCGACGACAUUUUCAUCGAACCACCCUUCAACAUCGACUACGGCUGCAACAUUAGCAUAGGCGACCGCUUCUUCGCAAACUUCAACCUGACUAUUCUCGACUGCUCGCUCGUUACAAUCGGUGCGCGCUGCAUGUUCGGUCCCAAUGUGUCUAUUUUCGCGGCUACGCACGAGACGGAAGUGCAGAGUCGGCGCGAUAACAUCGAGUAUGGGCGGCCGGUUGUGGUGGGGGAUGACUGCUGGAUUGGGGGCAAUGUGGUGAUUUUGCCGGGUGUGACGAUAGGGAGGGGGGUUGGAGGGGGAUGUGAUAGGUUCGUCGUAGUAGACAGGGGAGGAAGGAAGCAACAAGGACUAGCAAGAUUGCAGUAUCACUACCAGCAGGGUCCCGCAAAGAAUGUGUGGAGAGCGCAAGCUAUUUGA